Asparagus officinalis (garden asparagus) is the source of this 1822-nucleotide messenger RNA. RefSeq names its product probable protein phosphatase 2C 60. NCBI's taxonomy places the organism in Eukaryota, Viridiplantae, Streptophyta, Magnoliopsida, Asparagales, Asparagaceae. Gene Ontology annotation, biological process: protein dephosphorylation. Bases 321 to 1517 code for a protein of 398 amino acids. Gene Ontology annotation, molecular function: cation binding; protein serine/threonine phosphatase activity. The transcript is spliced from 6 exons. The record is from RefSeq and is a predicted model, not a curated record.
UCUCUCUCGUUUCUUUAUGGGUGGUUUUCUCCUCAUCCUCUCUAGAGAGAGAAAAUAAAAAGGAAGGUGAGAGGAGAGAGAGGAGUUUGUCCUCUUGUUGUAGUUUUUUUCCCUUAACAGUCGGCCAAUUUGAUCCCUGAGCAAAACCCACCAUUUUCUUUAGCUGUAGCCUCCGGAUCUGCGUCCAAGCAGUUAUGCUCUUGAGGAGCUAGAGGAGAGUUAUCUUGAGGAAUAUAGCAAAGAAUGCUGUUUGGUUUUUGUAUUGGAGGAAACCAAUCUAAAUGUCAAGAACAAGAAGGCGUUCUGGGUUGAGAUGAGGGAUGUUAUCUUUGUUGAUGAACCUUCUCAGGGCCUGCUGGCGACCCUCAUCAUCAUCGAGCCGACAUGUUCAUAGUGGUUCUGAUGCUGUUGGUCGACAAGAUGGCCUCCUUUGGUACAAAGACUGUGGGCAGCAUGUUAAUGGAGAGUUCUCGAUGGCAGUGGUUCAGGCCAAUAACUUGCUUGAGGACCAUAGCCAGAUUGAGUCGGGUGCACUGAGUUUUCUUGAUUCUGGACCAUAUGGGACAUUUGUUGGUGUCUAUGAUGGGCAUGGUGGUCCAGAGACUUCUCGUUAUAUCAAUGACCAUCUCUUUAACCAUCUCAAGAGGUUGACAUCUGAGCAACAGUCAAUGUCAGCUGAUGUGAUAUGCAAAGCAUAUCAAGCAACAGAAGAAGGGUUCUUCUCUUUGGUUGCCAGACAGUGGUCUAUAAAACCCCAGAUCGCAGCUGUUGGCUCUUGCUGCCUUACCGGUGUAAUAUGUGGUGGAACUUUGUACAUUGCUAACCUUGGAGACUCAAGGGCUGUUUUAGGGAAACUAGUUAAGGCCACUGGAGAGGUUCUUGCUGUCCAAUUAUCAGCAGAGCACAAUGCGAGUAUUGAAUCUGUGAGGCAAGAAUUAAAGUCGUCACACCCGGAAGAUUCUCAAAUUGUUGUUCUGAAGCAUAAUGUUUGGCGCGUAAAAGGACUCAUUCAGAUUUCUAGGUCAAUUGGUGAUGUAUACCUGAAAAAGUCGGAGUAUAAUCAAGAGCCCUUAUAUUCAAAAUUUCGUCUUCGUGAACCUUUCAAGAAGCCCAUUCUUAGUUCAGAACCAUCUAUUUCUGUGCAACCGCUACAACCAUAUGAUCAGUUUCUUAUAUUUGCAUCUGAUGGGCUAUGGGAGCACCUUACCAACCAAGAAGCAGUUGAUAUUGUUCAUAACAGUCCUCGCAAUGGAAGUGCUCGAAGGCUUGUGAAAGCUGCGCUUCAAGACGCAGCCAAGAAAAGGGAGAUGAGGUACUCUGACCUCAAGAAGAUUGAUCGUGGGGUCCGCAGGCAUUUCCACGAUGACAUAACCGUUAUUGUCAUCUUUCUCGACACAAACCUUGUUAGCCGUGCCAGCACUAUGCGGGCUACAAAUCUCUCGGUCAGAGGGGGCGGCGUCAAUCUCCCUCCAAACUCUCUUGCUCCUUGUUCUACGCCUACAGAUGGUAACUCCUGAUGAAAGGAAAAAAGUUAUUUGUUUAUGAACUUGUUUUAAUCUUAAUAUAUCCAAACAUUGAUAAGAGUCAGUUGGCUAUGCUAUAACUAGGGAACUAGGAAGUUUAAUUUAUAUUGCUUUUAUUUUUAGGGUUCGGGUUCUUUGGCUUUGUAAAUUCUAUGUAAGCCUCCUUUGCAAUCUAAUAGUUCUUUCUUCAUUAGAUGUAUUUUCCUAAUUACAUUAUGUUUACUGCAGAAAAUGACAAGAAACAUGUAUAUUCAAUAGUCUGUUGUUUGAUUAAGGAAAAUUUGAGGUUUUGUAGAUCA